AUGUUGUUAGCAGCCAUUGUUUCAUCAACUGGUAUUCAGUCAGAGGAGGCGAUCACAGGAAAGCAAGGAGUGUCUCUCAGUAGUGUUGUUCCGCGGCUCUGGCCAUUCCUAAGACAUAAUAUUUUGUCUGUGAGGAAGGCGACUUUACAAACAUUGAAGAUUAUCCUGGAAACUUACAGAAAACGCUUAGAUAAGGUAACGUUUGGGGUUUUUGGUGUAGUAACUGAAGUUUAGGCUAGCGAGAACCUACAACAAAGAACGUGUAUGUCAAGACCACUGCAUAAGUUUUGAAGUGUGUCAUGUCAUUUUUUUUGUUAGGCAAGUUCACCGCAGACAUGUUGGUUGACUCCUAUCUUAGAAGACGCCAUGCGACAUUUCUUUGAAAGAUUUUUAGUGGAACAAAAUAAAGAAUUACUUGGACUGCUCCAGGAGGUAAAGAAAGAGUUAUUCUAUAUUAGGAAAUCAGCCUCCAGCAGAGUUAGUACAAAUUAUUCCAACAAGUUGAUAUCACAUUGUGUUCACGUUGGUUGUUCACAGUUUGUUGACAAGUUGCAGCAUCAUUUUGUAUCAGUUAUACAAAUCCCUUCACGCUCAUGAUUUCUUUUGUGUUUUCUUCAUGAAUUAUUAAUGAGUUUCACAAGUAAUGUUACGAACAUACAUUAAUUGUUGUGUAGAAUUAUUUAAUAAGAAGCGUGUGUUAUCCAUACACCUAGGUUUGGAGAAGUACAAUUGGGUGUGUCCAGUCACGUCAGCUUGCCACGGUAACAGCACAAUGGAUCAAUAUUUGGUUAUCCAUGGCAAUGUAUCCCAAGUCAGCCGCGUUCAACCCAGCCUGGAUUAUCAGUACUCCCGUUCAGCUAAAGGUGGGAUGAAUGAAACAUUUAGCAAACCAAUAAAUAAAGGAAACUUAUAUACCUGUUUGUUUUUCAGGAAGGUGCAAAGAAAUCAGUAACUACAGAUAAUAUUGGUGGCAUUUUGGUUGGUAAGACUGAAGCAGAAGUUGAUUCAAUUAUUGUUCAAUCAAGACAUGCAUCAUCACGGUAAGAAAACCAAGUUGUAGGUAGGGUUGAACAAUAUUCACAAGCUUAUAUGACUAUUAUUAUUAUUACUCAAAUUUAUAUUGCGCAAGAUUCCAUAGAAAGAUGCUCACCUGCUCAUUACAAGUUAAAAAUAGAUCUAUAAUUACAUGAAAAGUAGAUUGUCUAAAAUAUGCUUAAGAUAUAUCGUUAAAAGUAUCUAUAUAAGUGCGCAUAUAUGAAUACCUGAAAAAUACAAAUAUACAUACAAACAUAUACAUUGAGAAUAAUACAUGGGAGCUUGGAAAUACCAGAUUUAUUUCGAGUGUUGAACAUGAUAUAUCACGAGUGAGCGCAGCGAACGAGUGAGAUAUCAUGUUCAACACGAGAUAUCAUGUCCAAGCUCCCAUGUAUUUUUCUGUUUAUUAUAUAAACAAAAUUUACAACAAAUUUACAACAACAUGCGUUUUACAACAAAUGAUAUUUUCACACGUAAAAAUAUCGUAUUUUUUACGUGUGUUUAAAUACGAUUUUUCUCAGUGGCCAAAAACUCUAUAUAACACUUACGUUUAUAUAAUAAAUAUACGUAUUAAUAAAAAGCUAUCCUAAAAAGAUGUGUCUUCACUAAUUUUUUAAAAUGGUCCACUGAUUUUGCAACUACUUUAAAAAUAUAGAUACUUGGCAUCCUAGAAUAAGAAUUGUUUUCCCUGCCAGUUUGCCGCCACAGUAUUCAUAUGUGAAGCUGCAUAUAAUAACAUGUAACGUUAUUUCUGAUUUCAGAGCGUUGGGUUUUCUUGGUUUUUAUUUGAGUUCAAUUGGUGAUGAUGUAUGUUUAGCUGCGUUAGAUCUGUUUGUUCAAUGUUUACAUGGAGCUCUGAUGUCCACCUCGGGAUCUCAAUAUAUGGUGGCUGCUAUGACUGUAACAGAGUGGGCUUCGCUUGAUAAGGUGAAAUUUCCCUUCCUGCCUUUCAUCAACAUUUCCUAAUUGUUAAACGCAACUAAAACCAAGUCAUCUUUUGAUGUCUCUUUCAUCUCGAGGCCAUCAUGAUACUGACUUCAUCAAUAUGGUGAUGUUAUCCCUAUGGGCAUCUCAAGAAUAUUAUAACGCCCUCCUCCCAUGACGUCAUCUUCAUUAUGACGUCAUCAUCUUAGUAGGUCAUCAUUACAGUGACGUCAUUCUUAUAAUGAGAUCAUAUUCACCAUGAUGCCAUAAUGGCGUCAUCUUCUUUAUGACGUUUUUAUGACAUCAUCCUGUUUAUGACGUCAUCAUACUCUGACAUAUUUAUAUCUUUAAUGAUUAUUUAUGUUAGAGUUGUCUAAAUUUGUCAUCACUUGGUUCGAAACUUAUUGAAGUUCUCACUGCACAUGUUGUUUAUGACGAAGUUGGAGUUCUGUUCACGAGAUUACAGACAGAUUGUCAGGUUUGUUCUGUCAUGUAAAUUUUACCUUGCUGGUCACCAGUACUAUCUGUGGGUAAUGUUUAGUGAACCCUACCUACAUCAUUGCAAUGCCCAUGAAAGCUAUUGUCUGACUACCUACCUACACCAUUCAAUGCCCAUGAAAGUUAUUGUCUUCUGACUACCAAACUACCCGACACCAUUGCAAUGCCCAUGAAAGCUAUUGUCUCACUACCUAUUAAAUUACACCAUUCCAGAUGAUCUUGAUACGCGGAAAAGUACUGGCACUAGUUGUCAAAUAGAAAUCCAUUUUGUGAUUAAAACAACUGAAUAUCUCCUGUAAUAUACUUUAUUUCGAUUCCAUAUUUUUGUCAGAGCUAUAGUUCUCAUAACCAAACAUAAUUACAAAAUUUCAACUAGUUUCCUAAAGAAUAACGAAAGAUAUAAUUGACUGAAUACAUCAAAAUGGAUUUCUAUUCGGACAACCCUUUCUGAGCGCUGAUUGGCUAAAAUACGAACACGAGAUCACCUGGUUGUAAUGCCCAUGAAAGUUAUUGUCUUCUGACUACCGAACUACCCGUACCAUUGCAAUGCCCAUGAAAACUAUUGUCUCACUACCUAACUACAUCAUUGCAAUGCCCAUGAAAGGUAUUGUUUGACUUAUAUUUGUAUUUCAUUUCUCUACUAGAGUCUUCAGAUUGCUUUUCAAGAGAAAGGAAUAGACACUUCAUCAGUCAAUCAAUCCGGGUGAGAACACUGACCUAUAUUAAUGUACCUGGACUAUUAAUCGGCCAUUACCCGCAGGCAUUCUAAUAACAAAUAUCAACUGUUUGUAGUUACCAUACAAUUGAGGGUGCCACAUCGCUGGUCUCGACUGUGUUUGAAGAGGCUGUCAAGAAUCUUUCUGCCAAGGAUGUUGGGGUAUGUUCUAAGCUGGUUUUCAACGAUACCACACAGUUGUAGUGUAAAAUGUUGGCCUCUAAUUCACUAUUCAACAGACUUUAGCCUCUAAUCCAAUAUUCACUCAUUUCUAGGUUCUGGAAAGCAAACGUAGACACCUUGUAGCAACAAUUGGUCAACUCCAGUACGAGUUUGAAAAACAUAGCGUAAGGUAUGAAGUAAUUCAAAUACUGUCUUUGCCAGUGUAGGUAGUGCCAAUCAAAUGAACAAGCUUUCCUUGGUAGGGAUACAACCAUCUGAAAAUAUAUAACGACUCGACUAGUAACGGAGCGCCUUCGCUCGAAACGCUGAAAUUCUCCUUAUAUAUUUUCAGGUAGUUGCAUCCCUACCAACGAAAGCUUGUUCAAAUACCGUCAACCUCCGAAUAUAAGCCAACCCCCCCCGAAUAUAAGCCCCCCGUGUAUAAGCCCAUCACAUGUACUAACGCUCACUCAUUCCAAAUAUAAGCCCCCCCCCCAAAAAAAAAAUAUAAGCCCACCCGAAUAUAAGCCCACUUGUUUAUCACUAUUGUUUAUCACUAUUACCACUAUUAAUCACUAUUAUUACUAUGCUUAACACUUGUUUAUAACUAUUACUAUACUUGUUUAUCACUAAUACACUAACACAAAAGAUCGUCCAUGUAUAAGAGCCCCCCCCCCCCGUAUAUAAGCCCGCCCUUGUAUAAGCCCAUCAAAAAUCGCUUACGAAAGAAUAUAAGCCCUGGGCUUAUAGUCGGAGGUUUACGGUAUUUCAAGUAACUUUUUAUGUAUCUGAACUACCUGACAAAAAAUACAUAUCAUCUCAUCUCAUUGUUCAGAGUGUUAUCACUCAUCGCUGGUGCCUUGGUUACCAUGCGAACACUACCACCCAAACUCAAUCCAGUCAUUCGACCUUUAAUGGACGCCAUUAAGAAAGAAGAGGACCCGGCCAUGCAAGUAGGUUGAACUAAAAUAAGCUUUUGUAUACUGGGUAGAUCCAUGGGUUCUAAACUGUUCUCCCUAGAUGAGACUUUACCACUCUUUAUUCUGUUCAUUUUUUAGCAACAUGCAGCUUACAACUUAACCCAGUUACUGGAAUUCUGUCUGCAACGAACUCCCUGCCCUAACUCGAAGAUUGUCAAAAAUCUCUGUUCGUUCGCGUGUAAUGAUCCCAACGAGACCCCAAUUGUAGCGGUGAAUCCCAAGACACCCUCUGCAGCCACUUCGUCCCAGGUGACCAACGGGAGUGUGGUGGAUGGUCGAUAUUCUGGAAUUAUAACCCUGGCAAAACAAAAUGAAGUGAGUUGUGUUUUAUGAACUCGGACAGCUUUCUAAAGCUUCGUUUACACUUUACUGAAAUCUGCCAAUACAGUGUAAAAUAUUUGUACAGUUAUAAUGUAGGUUUUAUUUUUGUUCUAGAAUAAAUCAGUUAAUUCAAGUACAAAGAAAGAAGGUUCUAAACUUGCUGCUGUUGUCGAUGUACCAUCUUCUGUUAUUAAAGACACACAGAAAGACGACGAGGUACUUUAUUUCGUUAACUUUUUACUUCUUUAUUCUGGCUUCCAUCUGUAUUUUCUUCUUUCCUGCUGUCCGUCCUUCCUACCUUACUUCAUCUCUUCCUUUUCUCCUCAUUAUUUUUCUUCCUUCUUUUCGUCUCCUCAUUCGUUCCUUUCUUCUCCUCAUUCCUUCCUUUCGUCUCCUCAUUCGUUCUUUUCUUCUCCUCAUUCCUUUUCGUCUCCUCGUUCGUUCCUUUCUUUUCCUCAUUCCUUCCUCCUCAUUCCUCUCCAUUCUCCCUCCCUACUUCUUUUCCUACCUCCCUCCUUUCUUUCUUUCUUCUCAUGUCAAGAUUAUUUCAUUUUUCAGAAUCAAAAGAAUGUGAAGCUUCAGAGAAAUGGAGCUGAGCUCACAUUACGUAACAUCGCAAAACAUUUCAAGGAAAAACUGCCUGAGAAAAUCCCGGAACUUUGGAAUAUCAUGAUUGGUACCCUAGAGAGAAACCUUCAUAAUGUACCUGGUGAGUGGAUAGCUUUCUUCUUGCAGUAACACUGGAUUAAUAAGAAAUAUGACGCAUAUUGGAUCUCUAGGGAGAACAGUUUAGAACUGUUAAAGCUAUCUAGUAUAAAUAAAGUAAGUUAUAAUUAUUCCUCCUAUAGAUCUUCAAGUACUCCAAGACAACGACUCGUCAGCUCAAGAGAUUGUCAACAGUUUACAGCUGCUUGAACUUCUGGCACCAACAUUGAAUAAAGUAUUGCAAGAAAAAGUGAGUUACCUGUUUAUCUAAACGAGUUGGUUUCAGUAAGCCAUGUCGAACAGCAGAUGGUAGUCAACUGGCAGUUAUGAAAAUAAUGCUAAUUCUUUCAUUAUAUACAGUAGUCUUGUAUCCGAUAGUAAUGUAAAUAACAAAGAUAAAGAGAAUCUUAAGUAACUGUAAUAUUAAGGUUGCCUUAAAACCCUAUUUGACUUUAGGCCAUAUUUUCGCAAGCUAAAACAAAUCAGAAAUCUAAUGCUGUAUAUUCUAUACCAUGCUAUACACAAGAUUGCGUGGAAAACUCUAAAGUAAUUACCACAAACAAUGCCUAUUUGCCAGAAGAAUACAUGCAUCUCAUUGGCAGGUGACGUCAUCCCUUGUGUAUUUAGAAGUCACGAUAGACUGGAGUGUCGAAACGUUGGGCCUUGAUUACAAUUCGACUGGGCUUUAUAAUCAUUUAUUUAAACCAGAGUAGCGAGCGAAAACAUGAUUGAUAUACAUGGUUGCAAUGAACGAACAAACGUUAAAAAGAGGAAUAAAGUUUUUCGCUUGUACCAAUAGGGACCUUAAGCAAACAGGACGGCAACGUGACGACGACGGCUAUUCACACAAUGAUAUUCCUGAUCUCGUACAAAAGAAAUGAAUAAUUAAAAGCCCCACGGGAGUUAGAGACGUUGUGUUAGGGCUUUUUACAACGGCAAACCAGAAUUUUCACGUCUCGUGUACAACGCAAACAUGUCAAGACGCGACAAGUGUAACUACAAAUUUGCUCAGCAGAAGCGUUUUUAACCAUAUUAAAGCCUUUGUUUUAAUCUCUUCAAACUGAACUCAAUUCGUAUAUACAUGCAGUGGAUAAUACACAACAACUCUUCCUCGCAAUAAUUUAGUUGAAGAACUUUGUUUUGGCUGUCGUCGUCGCGUUGCCGUCAACAAUUCUGCUGUUGACCUUGUAUCACGGCCUUGUAUCACUCACAGAAACGUUCCUCUAUUUUUAUGUAGGUACUGGCACUGAUUUCGUCUUCUCUGCGAAGUUUGGAACAUCCCUACAACAGUGUCCGUCACAUGACUUCCAGGGUCGUGGGUACUCUAGGUACUUUAUUCACUUCGCGAGUAAUGGAGAUGGUUUUGGAUCAAGUGGUCCCGCUUCUUAAUAAUGUUGAUAAUAUUGGAGCUAGAGAAGGAGCCAUUGAAGCUAUAUAUUGUAUCCUUGAACGCUUUGUUUCGCACUGCUUGUUAUACAACGCAGAAUUAGCCAUUUCCCAAUCGAGCAGAGGACUGGAUCUAGUCGCUUGUUUGGAGGGACAAAAAAUAAACAAUAUGUUGAAUAUGGCAUCUAGGAACAGUGGCGGAAAUUCACUUUUCCGGGGGGGCAAAGCAUCCUAAAUUUCCGACAAAACUUUCAAAACUUUCAAAUUCCCUAUUUUCACUCGAAAAGGCGGUUUUUAGCCUUCUUUAGAUCAAAAUUUCCGAAAAUUCGUAAAUUUUCCGUGAAGGUGGGGGGGGGGGGUCCCCCCCCCCCCCCGAGAUUUCCGCCACUGUCUAGGAAGUUUUUCUACAUUCCUAAAGUUAUUUGUGCAGCCUGAAACGCAACAAUUAUAAUAAGGCAUCUUUUAAUACAUAUUUAGCUCGCUCACUAUAACUUGUUGUCCCUCCAAACGUCCCUCCAAACAUCAACUAGACCCAGUCCUCUGCUCGAUUGGGAAAUAUUUGGCUAAUAGAAGCAGAUGCAGUUGCCAGCUGAAGGUCUAAUAUCCUGCUUUAACUUGAUCUUCUUCACUACUGUUGUGAUUUCUUCUUUCCUGUUGUUCAAAGACUUCUCUUCUUAGUCUUCCGGUUUUCCUACCUCACCAUAAACUAUACCACUGAGUAUGUACCAUACAGAGGUCCGAGUCCAGCCGCUAUAUAGUCGUUAUAUACAGUAGCCUUGUUCCUAGCCAGUGCUUUAACGAGAGGUACUCACCCCGCUGACAUGGCGCUCAGUUACGCUAACAUGAAAGACGCCGACACGGAGUCAGACAUCUGUAAGUCUAUAUUCUGUGGCUGUAUAUACAUCUGUAAGUCUAUAUUCUGUGGUUGUCUGGUGGCAGCCAUUGGUACCAUAGUGAGCCUUCGACUCGGUCACAUCCCUUGCAAUUCAACUUUCAACCGCAAGGGAUGAUGAUCAGCAUUUUCUACCUCAAUGCAUGGUGUACAGUAUUUAACUCAUGACGCAUUUUCUUAACAAUCAUGACCAGAUAUUACAAAUCGUCUCCAGGUGGAUGUUAUUCCUUACGUUAUUUUAUUGAUCAUCCCGACACUCGGGGCAAUGAGUGAUCACUCUGAGCAAGUGAGGCUCAUGGCUGCUCAAUGUUUCGCUACGUUGAUCAGUUUAAUGCCUUUGGAGGUGGGACAUCUUUAUAUAUUUAUGUCCUAUUAUAUAGCAUUUUUAUUUACUAGGAUACUGCCAUAUAGUGAUAGUCGAGUUACCUGUUUUUGCCCUGUAAAGCCUCUUUCCCAUCCAUCGCCAAAACCAACCCGUAAGCUCACCUGCGAGUUCUCUCAUCCAAUCACAAUGCUCAACAUUGUAUUUUAAUUAGAUGCAAGCACUCGCAGUGAACUUGCGAUAAGUGGAAAAAUGCCAUGUAGACGCUUUUAAGGCUGGUAGUGAGCUGAAUAAUAACUGAUGUAAUGUAAUGUUUACACUAUCAAAGUUUCUGUGAUCACAGUAGGAUUUUACCAUAGAUAUCUUAUAUACACUAGAUAGCGCAUCUCUUUUAGUAAAAUUGAAGCCAAGAAUAUUCCAGCGGUUACCCCCAUUUGAAUAGAUGGCGGCCAUAUUGGAGUUUCCCACUCGCUAAUAAACACUUAAAAAACAACAAUAACUUUCAUCAUUUGAAUAGUUUGAAUAUGUAUUUGGAAUAGGUUUAACUUAAUGUUUAAGAAAUAGAAAACAUACGAGUCUUCUCAUUUCAUGGGAAUAUCCCGAGUCUGCAAUCACGGCUUCAAUCUAUGGAUUUUGCAUGGGUAAAUUCACGUUUUGAAGGAUUUGUAAGAAGUGUUAAACAACGAGUCAGUUCCCUCAAAUAUUUCUUACAAAUCCUUCAAAACUUACCUGUGCAAAAUUCAUAUUGUGAUCACAGAAACUUUGGAAAUACCAGUCCAAGGUAACUGUGUUUCAUUCUGUAGUCGUCAGCGAGACCUGUCCAGUUGUCUGCAGUUCUCAGUGAAAAGCGAGAUGAAGAAAGGCAUUUUCUCAAACAGUUAUUUGGUGAAACAAAACUAGACAACUUUGUGGUCCCUAUUCCUAUCAAGGCUGAACUGAGAAAAUACCAGCAGGUAAAAUAAAUUAUUUGAUUCAAGAACAGAAGAGCCCGCGAUGCAAAACGAAUGCAAGAAGAAUAGAGAGGACACGCAAGUCAGUAUUUUAAGCAUUCAGUUUUUAACUUACCACAAUUUUUAUAUUUGUUGAAUUUUUUCACCAGGAUGGAGUGAACUGGUUGGCGUUUUUAAGAAAGUAUAAACUGCAUGGGAUACUGUGUGAUGAUAUCCUUUACCUUGUUUGUUUGUUUGUUUGCUUGCUUGCUUGCUUGCUUGUUUGUUUGUUUGUUUGUUUGUUUGUUUGUUUGUUUGUUUGUUUGUUUGUUUGUUUGUUUGUUUGUUUGUUUGUUUGUUUGUUUGUUUGUUUGUUUGUUUGAAAGGAAUUUUUAGAAUGAUCGGUAAUACUCGGUAAAUUGAGUGGUAAUACUUGAAUGAAUCUUAACUCCUCGUCAGAUAUGGGACUGGGUAAGACUCUGCAGACUAUUUGUAUCGUAGCUGGUGAUCAUCAAGAGAAAGUAGCUGCCUCGAAGGUAUGGGGAAUAAUAAGUUAGAGUUAGGAUUAAGAUUAGGAUUAAGAUUAGGAUUAAGAUUAGGAUUAAGAUUAGGAUUAAGAUUAGGAUUAGGAUUAAGAUUAGGGUUGUGGUAAGGAUAUGAUUAGGUUGGGAUUUUUCUUCUGCAAGAGUUUUAAAGAACGAAGCUUAAGAUAAAAGAAUAUGUGAUUUAACGUUUGCUUGUGUUGAAGUUAGGUGUUGAAUUUUAUUGCUGAUGUUACUCUGAGUAGACUAGCAAACCAAAGAUCGCGGUUUCUUUUCCCACCACUGUCAAGCAAUUUUCCAGCUUGCCCGGUGUGGAGACACUCAGAGUACCAUCAGGGAAGAAUGUGUGGUUUAUUUUUCUUCCAGCAGGAAGAAAGCAAUGUGCAACUUCUGCCAUCUCUAGUGAUCUGCCCACCAACAUUGACAGGACAUUGGUGUUAUGAAGUGGAGAAAUUUGUCGCUAAAGAACAUCUUAAUCCCCUGCAUUACACUGGACCUCCGGGUGAAAGAAUACGGUAAGAGACGAUGUUGAAAUCGAGUGCUCGAAAUAUUGAAUGGACUACAGAUUCAUUAAAACAUGUGGUGUGAAGAACAUCAUGCACAAUAAACCUGUACCCAGGCGCUUGAAUAAUGCCAACCAUUUAUUUACUUUGUUGUGCUCCCCCCCCCCCCUCACCCCAAUCACAGCUCGUCUACCUGUCGGAUUUUAAGCCUGUUCCUCAACUCUCCCUUAAAAUCGUCUGAUACACUGGCUAAUCACAGGUGAAAUUAUAUACGCCAAAAAACAGGAACAGCGUUUCAUUUUUAAACCUUGCACGGUGUCAAUUAGCGAUUCUCAUCUGCAAAAAUCCAAUUAUAGGUUAAGACAGAAAGUUAAGAAACACAAUCUUGUUAUUGCAUCGUAUGACAUUGUCAGAAACGACAGCGAUUUCUUCAAGUAAGUAUAUUACAGGACCUCUAGGAAGUUUACAGCUGAUAGAAUUGGCAAGUAAAAAAACUUCUAAAUUUCUGUCUAGGUCUGUGUCAUGGAACUACUGUGUUUUAGAUGAAGGACAUAUUAUAAAGAAUGCUAAGACGAAGGUAGAGUGAAUUAUUGUAGUUGAUUGUGUUGGGAAGGGUUUUGGUGUUAAGUCGGACGACUCCAAUACGGACACCAUAAUAUAUAUGUUCUGUGUGUUUUAGAUGUCUAAAGUGAUCAAGGAAUUAAGAGCUAGUCAUCGUUUGAUUCUAUCUGGAACACCUAUCCAAGUAAGACUACUUUCUAGUAGGUUUCACAAAGCACUCUCGUGCAGCAGAUGGUGGUCAACCUGCACUUAUCAGAGUUAGAGAAUAAUGUUCAUUCUUUUCAUUAUAUGUGGCAGCCUUGUAUUUGGAAGAAUUGAAAGAUGUAGUUUAAUUUCUUGUUCCCAUAAAUGUCAACAUUUGUGAAGUUGACCAUCAUCUGCUGUCCUGUAACACUGACUGAAACCAACCAAUACAGUGGAUUUCAAAAUGUAUCUUUUUCUAGAACAACGUGUUAGAACUGUGGUCAUUAUUUGACUUCCUCAUGCCUGGCUUUCUGGGCAGUGAGAAGAAAUUUCAAACUCAAUAUGGAAAACCUAUCUUGAUGAGUCGAGAUGCGAAAUCUUCAUCGAAAGAACAAGAGGAAGGUGAGUGGAAUGGGUUAAUUAGGACUUCUAAUUAGUCUAAUUAUUCACUAAUUAGGAGGAGUUUGACUUCUGACAGGUUAAUUAGUACUUCUAAUUAGUCUAAUUAUUCACUAAUUAGGAAGAGUUUGAUUUCUGAUGAUGCGUUAAUUAGUAGUUCCAAUUAGUCCAGUUAUUCACUAAUUAGGAGGAGUUUAAUAACUUCUGACUGGUUAAUUAGUACUUCUAAUUGGUCUAAUUAUUCACUAAUUAGGAGGAGUUUGACUUCUGAUGAUGCGUUAAUUAGUAGUUCUAAUUAGUCUAAUUAUUUACUAAUUAGGAGGGUUUAGUUUGACUUCUGACGACCCACAUUUUUUCAGGUAGUUCAUAUACAAAGCACGGCAGUUUAUUAUUCAACCAACACCGGACCACCUAGUCUGCGAACCCACACGUCAUUUCCGACGCUCAUUCUCAACACCGGACCACCACGUUUGAAGAUCAGAAUGUUUUCUUUCUCAUUAAAGGUGCGUUAGCAAUGGAAGCUCUCCAUCGUCAAGUGUUGCCUUUCUUGUUAAGAAGAAUGAAGGAAGAUGUCUUGCAAGAUUUACCGCCGAAAAUUAUCCAGGAUUAUUACUGUGAAUUAUCACCAUUGCAGGUAUGGAAAUAUCUCCAUGGAAAUAUCUCCUUGUUGGACUGCAGGAAAGUUUUAUAUCCAGGUUGUGAUCCCAGGAAGACAAUUAUAUUCUAGAGCCCUCAUUCCGGUUUCCUCCUGUAGUGGAUUAAUAAGGGAUGACACUUACUUCACCUCUAGGGAUUUUAUAAGGGAUGACACUUACUUGACCUUUGGGGACAGGGAUGACACUUACUUGACCUCUAGGGAUUUUGUAAGGGAUGACACUUACUUGACCUUUUGGGAUAGGGAUGACACUUUCUUGACCUCUGGGGAUUUUAUAAGGGAUGAUACUUACUUGACCUCUAGGGAUUUUUAUACUUGUGUACUAAUUUCUUCAUUGUUUUAGCUUCAACUUUACGAAGAUUUUGCCAAAACUAAAGCAAAGCAGGACAUGGAAAACAGUUUGACAAACGAUGGAGAGAGAAAGAAAAAGGGACCACCGCACGUCUUCCAGGUUUGAAAACACGCCUUCAUGAACAUUAUAACUCCGGGUUGUAGAUGAGGUCAGUGCCCUGUACCUUACAGCUGAGUUAAUCCUGCUACUACAAGCAGCUUGACAGUGGGCAGUGUAUUGUUGCAUGAUGGGUACUAUGAGUUUGUCACCCAGGGUAUAAUACUUAUGGUAACCAGUAUACAGAAGUGGGAUAUUGGAUUCUCAGGGGGGAUACUAAACCUUGACUUCUGGUAUCCCAGUUGGAUAUUGAGAAAAAAAUUAAAUUUCAGACCUGUGGGGAACUAAUCUUGUAAAUGGUAUUCAAUAAAUAAGUAAUACCCUACAGCAUUACAUAUUUUCUUUAUCUCUGUAGGCUCUUCAAUACUUAAGAAAAGUAUGUAAUCAUCCAGCGUUAGUACUUACUCCAUCACAUCCUGAACAUCAACGUAUUACCGCGCAGUUAAAACACCAAUCCACAACUCUUCAUGAUAUCAACAACGCUAGUAAGCUGGUUGCUUUGAGGUGAGUUGUUGUUUCGACAUGUUUCUCUCACAUACCAUCUCUAGGGAGAACAGUUUAGAACUGAUAGAACUAUCCAGUAUAAAUAAAGUUUGUUUAGUUUAGGUUUCCUCCUGUAGUAACACUAGAUGAAUAAGAGAUGAUCCUUACUGGACCUCUAGGGAGAACAGUUUAGAACUGAUAGAGCUAUCCAGUAUAAAUAAAGUUUGUUUAGUUUAGGUUUCCUCCUGUAGUAACACUAGAUGAAUAAGAGAUGAUCCUUACUGGACCUCUAGGGAGAACAGCUUAGAACUGAUAGAACUAUCCACUAUAAAUAAAGUUUGUUUAGUUUAGGUUUCCUCCUGUAGUAACACUGGAUCGAUAGAGAUGAUCUUUACUGGACCUCUAGGAAAAACAGUUUAGAACUGAUAGAACUGUCCAGUUUAAAUAAAUUAAGUUUAGUAUUUUGUUUAUUGUUUCUUGUCAGACAACUGCUUCAAGACUGUGGUAUCGGAACAGUGCAUACGUCAGAUGGCGUGACAGAUCCAAUAGUCUCUCAACAUCGCGUGCUGCUGUUCUGUCAGUUCAAGAGCAUGUUGGAUAUUGUUGAACAAGAUUUAUUCAAGUAUGGACAUAGAUCUUAUGAUCUUCGCAUUUGAUCGAAAUAUUAUUCGCAAAGGCUCUUAAGGGUGUUGGAGUAGUGUUUGAUGGGUAUUGUAGAUGGAAAUUGUCGAGUGGAAAUUUAUAUACAUUUGUUAGACUUAACCAGGAACAGAAGCGAAAAAAUGCAAAUUUAGGUCCCUGGCAGGAAUUGAACCUGAGCCCCUGUGAUUUCGGUGCAGCGCUCUAACCAGCUGAGCUACAGAGUCCAGUUGUCGAGCUCUAACCACAAGUUUAUGUAUAUAUACUAGGGUACUGCCAUGUAUAGGUUAUGUGUGAAUAUCAAGAUUUUGUUGGCAUCUCCUCCAAUUCAGUAAUAGUUGAAGUGUCUUGUAGAUGGAAAUUAUCGAAUUGAAAUUUAUAUACAUUUAUUAGAGUAGUGUAUCUUUCACCUCUAUGACUGGGUUUUGAUUUCUGUAAUAUGUACUUGUCUGAUUAUAAUUUCACUUUGAUUGCAUGUGACCAAACAUCAGUUUCUCCAGUUAUUCCGGACCAAUACAGGAGGGCCCUUACUUGGAGGGCGUGGCGGAGGUGAAACCCUCUGAAAUAGGUUGGAUCUUUACUGGACCUUCAGCGAGCACCAUUUUAUUUUAUUAUUUAGAAGUCACAUGCCAACUGUGACCUACCUUCGUUUGGACGGCAGCACACCCGCUGGUCAGAGACAUUCUCUUGUUCAAAGGUAUAUAUACCGUAAUACUCGAAGCUUAAUGAAAAAAAUUCAGAUUCCAUGCGGUAGAAAAACCCCUUAGGUGUGAUCAACCAAGAUGAAAUGUGUCUUCACCAAACUGAAAAUUUAUAUCUCGACAGCAAAACAAUUUGAAUAAAAAUAAUUGAAAAGAAAAACAGCGCUCCAUCCAAACUUUUUGCCUUUGCCAAGACGAAACUCCUCUUUUAAUACAGGCAUGUCAAAAUAUCAAAAUAUGAAGGGUUACCCUGAGUAACCUGUAUGAAUCUUAGUAAGACAAUGCUUGAUAACAGAAGCUCUUAAAAUUUGAAGACUACCCUGAAUUUUGUAAGAGAAUGCCUGAUGCCGUUCAUGUUGUAGAUUUAACGACGAUCCAUCAAUUGAUGUCUUACUGUUGACAACGCACGUUGGAGGUUUGGGUUUGAACCUGACAGGAGCUGAUACAGUCAUCUUUCUGGAACAUGACUGGAACCCAAUGAAGGACGCGCAGGCCAUGGACAGGGCGCAUCGUAUCGGCCAGAAGAAAGUCGUCAAUGUUUACAGACUAAUAACAAGAGGAACGCUGGAAGAAAAGAUUAUGGGGUAAUUAUCUCUAAAUAAAGUUAGUUUAGGUUUCCUCCUGUAGUAACACUGGAUCAAUAAGAGAUGAUCCUUACUGGACCUCUAGGAAGAAUAGUUUGGAACUGAUAGAGCUAUCCAGUAUAAAUAAAGUUAGUUUACUUUAGGUUUCCUCCUGUAGUAACACUGGAUCAAUAAGAGAUGAUCCUUACUGGACCUCUAGAGAGAACAGUUCAGAACUGAUAGAGCUAUCCAGUAUAAAUAAAGUUAGUUCAGUUUAGGUUUCCUCCUGUAGUAACACUGGAUCAAUAAGAGAUGAUCCUUACUGGACCUCUAAGGAGAACAGUUCAGAACUGAUAGAGCUAUCCAGUAUAAAUUAUAAAGUUAGUUUAGUUUAAGUUUCCUCCUGUAGUAACACUGGAACAAUAAGAGAUGAUCCUUACUGAACCUCCAGGAAGAACAGUUCAGAAGAAAGACUGUUUAUCCAGUAUAGACAGGGAUAAUACUGUAGUUAUUAACACGUGAUUAAAAACGUUUCUUCUUCUAGGCUACAGAAAUUCAAACUAAAUAUCGCCAAUACAGUGAUCACACAAGAGAACUCGAGCUUCGCCUCGAUGGACACGUCACAGGUGCUAGACUUAUUCACAGUCGAGAAUAAAAAAGACAAGACGACAGCUAAGAAACCUGCGGCAAAUAAAGCAUCGAUGUCAGACGUUUUAGAGAACUUGGGCGACUUGUGGGAAGAAGACCAGUACGAACAGGAGUAUGAUUUGAAUAGUUUCAUGAAUAAACUCACGUCGUAA
Molecule: messenger RNA, 15346 nt
Organism: Paramuricea clavata
Lineage: Eukaryota; Metazoa; Cnidaria; Anthozoa; Malacalcyonacea; Plexauridae
Source: the annotation of a GenBank genome assembly